Myxocyprinus asiaticus (Chinese sucker) is the source of this 1128-nucleotide messenger RNA. Its product is annotated as claudin-20. NCBI's taxonomy places the organism in Eukaryota, Metazoa, Chordata, Actinopteri, Cypriniformes, Catostomidae. Gene Ontology annotation, cellular component: bicellular tight junction; plasma membrane. The transcript has a single exon. The record is from RefSeq and is a predicted model, not a curated record. Gene Ontology annotation, molecular function: structural molecule activity. Gene Ontology annotation, biological process: bicellular tight junction assembly; cell adhesion. The coding region runs from base 112 to 975 and encodes 287 amino acids.
UCUGCUGUCAGGUCCUGCACCGGGCUGAUAGGGAGACGCAGAGCGCACAGGGCCACCGCAAGGUGAGAGAGAGACGGCCACGGGAGGAAGGAAACGAAAAGUCCGGGACUGAUGAUGCCGUCCUCCACCAUGCAGAUGUUUGCCUUCAUUCUGGCAUUACUGGGGGUCCUGAGUGCCACGGUGGCCACUCUGCUACCCAACUGGAAGGUGAGUGCAGACGUAGGCUCCAAUAUUAUGACGGCGAUCUCGCAAAUGCAGGGACUGUGGAUGGACUGCACCUGGUACAGCACCGGAGUCUUUAGCUGCUCGCUCAAGUACUCCGUCCUGGCGUUGCCUGCUUACCUUCAGACGGCACGCACCACUAUGGUGCUUUCCUGCAUGAUGGCGACAAUGGGACUGUGUCUGGCCGCCCUAGGACUGAAAUGCACUCGCUGGGGUGGCAGUUAUCGCUCUAAGGGACACACAGCCAUUUCCGCAGGGGCAUGCUUCGUCAUAGCUGGGGUCCUCUGCCUGGUGCCCGCAUCCUGGUUUACUAAAGAGGUCAUCACUACUUUUAUGGACUCCAAAGUGCCCAAAAGCAGCAAGUAUGAGCCAGGUGCUGCGGUGUACGUAGCAUUUGUGUCUGCAGGAUUCCUUUUAGCUGCAGGCGUCAUCUUCUGUUUAUCAUGCCCUGGAAAAAGAGGUGGUCCACUGGAUUCAGGCUCAUCCCACCCUGGUAAGCCAAAACAGCAGCAGCUGCGCCAGGAGCAGCCGACCUGCAACCAACAAAAAGAGCAGCACCGAGAACAGCAGAGUCAGACUGAGCCACCAGAGCAAGAGCAAGUGCACCAGGAACCGGUUCAAGCAGAUGAUCGUAAGCAAGAUAAGCCUGUGCCGGAGAGGCUGAACCUGGAGCAGGACAAGCAGUACUGCUCUCCAUCCCGAACCCGAAAUCCAGACAUCAAGGCUGUCUAUAGUCUGCACGACUAUGUGUAAACAACUGCAGUUGGCUCCAAAAGUGUUUCAGGGCAUUCUUGCUGAUCAGACUGCCUUUCUUUGUGAGUGGCAAAAAGAGGAGGAGAAAAGCGGUGGAGCAGCAAGAGAAAUAAUGACUUUGAUGGCAUUAUCAACCCUUCUCAUCUGUUCUUU